AACGUCAGUUUCUGUAGGAUCUACUUAACCAACUAGGCGCCAAGUCUUAUAAUAGAAACAAAUCUCUCUCUCUCUCUCUCUCUCAAUCUCUCCCAAAUAAACCCUCGCUGCUUACACGCACAGUCUCUCUCUCUCUCUCCCUCUCUCUCUCUCUCAUCAGAUGGAAAGCUAAAAAGUCGGGGAUUACGUAACCCUAGCAGCGGUUCCCCCAAUUUAAUUGGACGAUGGAGUCGCCGGCGAUAGGGAGAAGUUAUAUAGCAGCGAAAGCGAAGAAGCGUGUGUUUCCGGGAGGGAGUUCUAUGGACCCCGAUGUGAUUGAGAUUCCUCCGCCGACGCCGAUUAAUCGGAGUUCGAAAUCAAAAACUCUUAAACUUAAGGAGGUUGUGGAUCAAGAAAUAAUUGAUGUUGAUAUGGAUGAAAAUAGUUGCAAUGUUAUGCUUACUGAAGGGAUUGGUACAAACUACAAAGGCAAGGGAGCUAUAACGAACAAUUCCUUAGGAAUUGAUGGGGACGGGGGUCAAUCUUCAAAGAAGAACUCUGCUCCUGGAUCACAUAGUGUAGUUAAUUUAGAAGGUUUUGCAUGUGAUCUUUCAUUCCUUGAUGAUGAUUAUGUGGAUAUGUACCCUGAUGGUGCACAUGUGUUCGAUGACAAUCAGAUGUAUGAGGAUGAAUAUGAAAUUUUACAAUCCCAUUUUGAUAAUAUUGACAUUCCACCUGGUGUUGAGGCUCCUGUUUCUUGGUUCCCCGGUCCUGCUCAAAAUAAAAUUAAUGUCGGUGCCACUAAAAACCCAGCCCUGUCAAAUCCAAAACCACAGCCCAGCCCCGGUGUUAUCCUUCCAGAAAUGGAGGCAUCACAUUCCCUGUGGUCUUUAGACCCUUGGGGAAGGAUGCCCACUACAAAUACUCUAGGGAUGGAAACCCCAGUCCAAGGAGUCAGUCACCCCCAUAAGGCAGGGUUGUCUUCAUCGUGGUCUACCAUUGAGAAUGCUCAGAGCAAGAAAAAUAUAGCUUCUUCAAAGUACUUCCAGCAUAAAGCGCAAAGUAGUGGUGGUUGGGGCUUUGUUAACAAAUCUACACCCUUUGGUCUUGCAAGUAGUCAUGGUCCACAUAAACCACCAGGUUCUUUGAACCAGCAGUAUAUUGAAGCCAAGGCAGCCUUUCGCGGUGAUAACAUUCUUCGUAAAAAGACUAAGCAUAUAGCUAGGAAUCCUUAUAUUCCUAAUGCUUCUGAGGCGUCCCCAGUCACCAGCAGCUGGUAUAAACAUGACAACAGUAUGUACGUAAUGGUUCCUCCAAAUUAUCCCACCCAUUAUAAUCCAUUUCUUAGUGAACAUAUGUCUUUCGAUGGAGUAGCGUAUGAUCCAUUCCUGCAGGAUUCCUUUACAAUUCAAACGAAUGCCACAGAUUUGGGGGUUCCAUUAGGUUCAUCUUCGGGAAGCCAAAAGGAUGCUACAUUCUUAGAUUGUCCAUCUAAUUCAUCUCAACAGAAUGUUACAGAUAAGCAUGUCAAUAGAGAUGAGAUUCUCAUGAAAUUACAUCAAUUUAAAAAAUUUGACGUUGUCCAAGAUCCUUCUGAUCAUCAUUACGUGCAUAAUGGAUCUUCAUCGAAGCAGCCAUCAAAGAGCUGGGCAAAGAAAAUACAGGAGGAAUGGAAGAUUCUGGAGAAGGAUUUACCAGAUACUAUAUUUGUUAGGGCUUAUGAAUCAAGAAUGGAUCUUCUGAGAGCUGUAAUUAUAGGAGCAGAGGGGACUCCCUACCAUGAUGGCCUUUUCUUCUUUGAUGUGUUAUUUCCUGACAAUUAUCCUCAUGUGCCACCACAUGUGUACUACCACUCACGUGGUCUCAGACUCAAUCCAAAUCUGUACAAUAAUGGAAAAGUAUGCCUGAGUCUUCUCAACACCUGGAGUGGUAGCCAGAAAGAGAUGUGGAUCCCCAAUUUGUCAACUAUGCUCCAAGUUCUGGUUUCCAUACAAGGUCUAAUACUGAAUGCGAAACCAUACUUCAACGAACCUGCAUAUGAUCGUUUAAGCGGCACGCCACAUGGGGAAAAGAGCUCACAACACUAUAACGAGUCCACUUUUAUCCUCUCCUUGAAAACUAUGGUGUUUACCCUGAAGAAGCAACCAAAGCAUUUUGAAGAUUUUGUGGUGGGGCACUUUUUCAAGUGUGCACUGGAUGUUUUGGUGGCAUGUAAAGCUUACAUGGAUGGAGCUCAAGUUGGUUGUCUUGUGAAAGGUGGUGUUCAGGAUGUCGAUGAAGGAGACAAGAGUUGUUCACAGAAUUUCAAGGCAACUUUGGGUGCUUACUUAAAACCACUUGUAGACGCAUUUACACAAAUUGGCGUGAAGGACUGUGAACAAUUCAUUCCACCUUCACAGACGGGAAACAGCCAGACAGGAUUCAGGCAGUCAGGUCACAGACAUAUGUCUCCUGCCCUCAAGACGCCGAACUAUUUUUCAUAAAUUAGAAGGGGACUAGGGGAGACUUUGAUAUUUUAUUGUGCAACCUUUAAGUUAAUUAUGUCAUCUAUAGUUUUGUGUUUUGACGGGUUCAGCACAAGACCAAAACCGUAGAGAGUAUCUUGGGAUGCUUUUGUUUUUAAAUGACAUUAUCAUAUGGAUGAAACUGGUUCUAUUAUAUUUUCUUCGUGUUCCAUGUUCA
Daucus carota subsp. sativus is the source of this 2661-nucleotide messenger RNA. Its product is annotated as probable ubiquitin-conjugating enzyme E2 25. The record is from RefSeq and is a predicted model, not a curated record. The transcript is spliced from 8 exons. Bases 225 to 2462 code for a protein of 745 amino acids. Gene Ontology annotation, molecular function: ubiquitin conjugating enzyme activity. NCBI's taxonomy places the organism in Eukaryota, Viridiplantae, Streptophyta, Magnoliopsida, Apiales, Apiaceae.